AUGUUCUCCCUCAUCUCCAAUCGAUCGAAAACCUUGACAAUUUCUGCAAACUUCAAGCCUGAGAACGAUUUGAAGGUUGUGUACGCCAGAGAAUUAACUUUUGAGCUUCAAUUGCCGAAUCGUGAUGGCAUUGAAUUCAAUUUAUAUGAUAGCAGUCUGUGGAGUUGGAGUAACGGUCAUCUCCCAAUCGUGGAUCUCUCUAACUUUGUUUUUUCUACCGUACUAGCCGACCAGUACAGAAAGAUAGAUGAACGGAUUGAGUACAAAGAGUUGAAGGGGUGGACAGCUCGACAAUACCUUCUUCAUUUUUUGGACAUUCUUCACAAACCGUAUGUAUUCUUCUACUAUAGAGAUCCAGGUUUCAAUGCUGAUUGCGUCUCAAGAACUAUGAAAGGAGUCACAGUGAAGAGACUGUGUACUUAUGGGGAAUUUGAAUACGAGAAGACAAUGAAGGUGUUGAAUUACCCCAGUGAGAUCUGCUUCGACACAAAUCAGUUCACGAGUCACGAGUCUUUGAGCAAAUUCUACAUUCAAAACUUGGAUUAUUUAGAAUUGGAUAAUGGAUUUCUGGUCACACUCGACGAUUUGUUGUUAAUGAACUGCAAACAUAUUGGUGUGACGUUUUCAAGACUUCGUGAGAAGCAUCUGAAUAUCUAUCUCAAAUCAUGGCUCCAUGGACAGAAAGAGGAGUUGGAACAUGUCUGUUUAUUGGCGAAUCGAAUCAACUGGGAAGAAGAAGUUCCAUUUAACAAGGAGGUCUUGCUAAAGGGAUUGAAGUAUACUACUGUUCCAGAUGAUGUGGAAAGAUUAUUCUAUUGUUCCGUUCCUGAUACGGAUGGAAAUCGGGUAGUAACUAUAAAAGGAGGAUAUGAUAUCAAGAGAAAAGAUGGGAGACUGGUGACAAUUUUACUGCAAAACGACUGGCCGUGGUUCGAAAUGUUUGUAUGGUCCAAUGACCAAUAA
This is a messenger RNA of Caenorhabditis remanei, 963 nucleotides long. RefSeq lists its product as uncharacterized. The record is from RefSeq and is a predicted model, not a curated record. Bases 1 to 963 code for a protein of 320 amino acids. The transcript has a single exon. NCBI's taxonomy places the organism in Eukaryota, Metazoa, Nematoda, Chromadorea, Rhabditida, Rhabditidae.